This is a messenger RNA of Saccharomyces kudriavzevii IFO 1802, 930 nucleotides long. RefSeq names its product ubiquinol--cytochrome-c reductase catalytic subunit CYT1 (gene CYT1). Gene Ontology annotation, molecular function: electron transfer activity; heme binding. The record is from RefSeq and is a predicted model, not a curated record. Lineage: Eukaryota; Fungi; Ascomycota; Saccharomycetes; Saccharomycetales; Saccharomycetaceae. The coding region runs from base 1 to 930 and encodes 309 amino acids. The transcript has a single exon. Gene Ontology annotation, biological process: mitochondrial electron transport, ubiquinol to cytochrome c.
AUGUUUUCGAAUUUAUCUAAACGUUGGGCUCAAAGGACCCUUUCAAAAGGGUUCUACUCUACUGCGACAAAUGCUGCUACUAAACCAGGAAAGUUUACUCAAAAACUGAUUACAGCCGGUGUUGCUGCCGCCGGUAUCACUGCAUCGACGUUGCUCUAUGCAGACUCUUUAACUGCCGAAGCUAUGACUGCAGCUGAACAUGGGUUGCACGCCCCAGCAUAUGCUUGGUCCCACAACGGUCCCUUCGAAACAUUUGAUCAUGCAUCCAUUAGAAGAGGUUACCAAGUUUACCGUGAAGUUUGUGCCGCGUGCCAUUCUCUUGACAGAGUGGCUUGGAGAACUUUGGUUGGUGUUUCUCACACCAACGAAGAGGUUCGUAAUAUGGCUGAAGAAUUCGAAUACGACGAUGAACCUGAUGAGCAAGGUAACCCUAAAAAGAGGCCAGGUAAAUUGUCUGACUACAUCCCCGGUCCAUAUCCGAACGAGCAGGCCGCAAGAGCCGCCAACCAAGGCGCUUUGCCACCAGAUCUCUCUUUGAUUGUCAAAGCCAGACACGGUGCUUGUGAUUACAUUUUCUCGUUGUUGACUGGUUAUCCUGAUGAUCCUCCCGCUGGUGUCGUCUUACCACCGGGCUCUAACUAUAAUCCUUACUUCCCAGGUGGUUCUAUUGCUAUGGCAAGAGUAUUGUUCGAUGACAUGGUCGAAUAUGAAGAUGGUACUCCUGCAACAACUUCUCAAAUGGCAAAGGAUGUUACCACUUUCUUAAACUGGUGUGCUGAACCCGAACACGACGAGAGAAAGAGACUAGGUUUGAAAACGGUAAUAAUUUUAUCCUCUUUGUACUUGUUAUCCAUCUGGGUGAAGAAGUUCAAAUGGGCCGGUAUCAAGAACAGAAAAUUCGUUUUCAACCCACCCAAGCCAAGAAAGUAG